AUGUUUCAACAAAAUAUUAAGCAACAUUCUGUGUAUCUUAAUCACAAUGUAUGGAAUGAGAAUUGUAUCCUUGUCAUUGGAAAAAGGUAUGAUGCGGAGGCCACAUAUUUUGAUGAAAGUGUUAGAUCUUCGAAGCACAGUCAAUUGGAAGAGAAACUGAUGCAACUUGUCCAGCCGGCUUACCAGUUCAUGUUGGGACACAUUCGUUCUGGAACUCUGGAAAAAUUUAAAGAAGCAUUCGAUAAUGCCUUGAAUAGUGGGAAAGGAUUUACUGCAGCUGCUUGUGAUUGCACUGAGUAUUGUAUGUCACAAUUUGAUGAAAGAUCUGCAGACGCGGAGAUUGACCAAGCAAACUGGGACUGCUCUAGAGUAAGAGAUAAGCUCCAGCGCGAUAUAGAUGCACAUGUUGCUGCAGUCAGUAGUGCCAAGCUAUCUGAACUUACGACAACGUAUGAGACAAAAUUGAAUGAGGCAUUAUCUGGACCUGUUGAGGCUUUAUUUGAAGGAGCUAACAAUGAUACAUGGCCUGCAAUAAGAAAACUUCUCCGAUGCGAGAUUGAAACAGCUGUAGCUGGAUUUUCUGGUGCUAUUUCUGGUUUUGAAAUGGAUGAAGAAAUGAAGGACAAAAUGCUUUCGAGGUUGAAGGAACAUGCAAGAGGAUUGGUUGAAUCCAAAGCAAAAGAAGAGGCUGGAAGAGUUUUGAUUUGUAUGAAGGACAGGUUUUCAACAUUAUUCAGCCAAGAUUCUGACUCAAUGCCACGGGUCUGGACAGGGAAGGAAGAUAUUCGAACAAUCACCAAAACUGCUCGAUCUGCCUCUUUGAAGCUGCUAUCUGUUAUGGCUGCAUACCGUUUGGAUGAUGAUGCUGAUACCAUUGAAAGCACAUUGUCCCUCGCUCUCAUGGAUCCCAAAUCUACCAAUAAGGGAACUUCAGUGGACCUUCUGGCCUCAAGCAGUUGGGCUGAGAUUCCACCAUCCAAAACUUUGAUAACUCCGAUCCAGUGCAAAUCUUUGUGGAGGCAAUUUAAAGCCGAGACUGAGUACAUUGUUACUCAAGCCAUUGCAGCUCAGGAAGCUAGCAAGCGAAAUAACACUUGGUUACCACCUCCAUGGGCGAUUCUUGCAUUGUUAAUCUUGGGUUUUAACGAGUUUAUGACACUUUUGAGAAAUCCGUUAUAUUUGGGUGUUAUUUUUGUUGGUUUUCUGCUUAUAAAGGCUAUUUGGGUCCAACUAGACAUCCCGGGUGAAUUCCGCAAUGGAGCUCUUCCCGGACUUCUUUCCUUAUCAACCAAAUUUCUUCCCACUAUCAUGAACCUUCUUAGAAAACUAGCCGAGAUGGGCCAAGGGCGUGCAAAUCCUGACCGUCAGCAUAACCCUCCAGCUGCAGCAACGAAAUUCGAAAACAUCACUAGGGACUUGUCAUCUAGUGCUUCGUCUGAGGUAACUUCUUCCAGAAAUGGAAUUGAAUACUCGAGUCCCUUGGCUCAUCAGAAGUUGCAGUAA
Messenger RNA from Fraxinus pennsylvanica, 1503 nucleotides. The record is from the annotation of a GenBank genome assembly. NCBI's taxonomy places the organism in Eukaryota, Viridiplantae, Streptophyta, Magnoliopsida, Lamiales, Oleaceae.